GCGUAUCAAUGUUCCCAAGUCUUUUGAACCUAUCAGGGCAAGAGAGAUCUUACCCCUCUGUCUUAUGGAAAAGGACUGGUGGGCUCUAAUCCACAAGUCCAGAACUAAGAAAUUUAAGCGGCGCAUUAGUUAUCCUUACCGAAUAAACCUCGCUGUCAUCUAUAUUUCAAGAAAGUAGGAUAGUAUUAAAUAACAGAAGGAACACAUCUUCUGUGUGUCUUCUUUUUCAUACUUUUCAAUUCUUGUUCUUCUCCCUCUCCCUCUUCCUCUUCCUCUUCCUCUUCUUCAUCUCCCCAAGAUGAGAGGAUCUUUCUAUACCUUUGCCAUAUUGGCCUGCCUUUUGGCACUUGUCGCAGCAUGGAGUAAAGAAGGUGAGUUGGCUUAUACAGUCUAUCAAUAUUCCACACCUCUGCCCAAUUCGACACCUUGCGUCUUGUACUCCUUGAGAUGUAUCAAUUGGCUCAUUCAUAGCAAAUUAUAGAUCAGGAAAUCUUUCGUCUGCAAAACGAAGUUGCUACCCAUGAUGGAGAUGAGGUUACGUUUUAUGAUCUCCUCGACAUUAAAUCAUCUGCGAACCAAGAGGAAAUAAGAGCUGCAUACAAAAAGAAGUCUCGUACUCAACAUCCAGAUAAAGUCAAAGCUCAAUUCAUUGCCGAUAAAUCCACAGGAAAGGGCGAAAAGUCCAAGAACAAGAAGCCAGGUGUCAGAGUUUCGAAGGGUCCUUCCCAAGCUGAAAUCAAGGCACAUUACCAACAAGCUAGCGAUCGAUUCACACGUUUGGGCCUAAUAAAUAAGAUUCUCUUGGGAGAGGGUCGCGCCCGUUACGAUCAUUUUUUGAAGAAUGGAUUUCCAAAGUGGAAGGGUACUGGUUAUUACUAUGCUCGGUUCCGUCCUGGGUUUGGCUCUGUGCUUGUCGGACUCUUCAUCUUCGUUGGAGGUGGUGGACACUACCUUGCCUUGUAUUUGAGCUGGAAAAGACAGCGCGAGUUUGUUGAAAGAUAUAUUUCAUUCGCAAGAAAUGCUGCAUGGGGUGGAAAUGCCAAUCUUAAUGUGCCUGGCCUCGAUGGGACCUCAACGCCUGGAACAGAUACCGAUGCUGAUGCAGAUCUUAUGGCCCAGCCAAUGAACCGAAAACAGAGACGCAUGCAGGAGAAGGAUACCAAGAAAGACAAAUCUGAAAAGAAAGUCAAGAAGGUCAAGGCAUCCUCACCUGGAACUCCAACAACUAUUACCGGACCAAAGAAGAGGGUAGUUGCUGAAAAUGGCAAAGUGCUCAUCGUGGAUUCAUUCAAUAAUGUAUACCUGGAACAACCUGAUGAGGAUGGUAAAAUGCGAGAAUAUUUGCUUGACGUAAGUUGAUCUCUGCACGUUCAGGAAACAUUUCACUAAUUCGAUUUAGCUUGAUGAGCUUCCUGCCCCUACCAUGAGAGAAACUGCUCUUUUCCGCCUGCCAACCUUUGCGUUCAACCAAACCAUUGGUCGUUUCUUGAACAAAGCUCCACUUGAGGAAGAACAUGAAGAGAUAGAAGAAGUAUCCAACAGCUCCGGUGCCGAUGACUUUGAAGUUCUCGAGAAAGUCAAGACAACUGCAACAAACGGGAAUGGGAAAGCAACAAGAAGGAAUAAGAAGAAUGGUCGCUGAUACAUGGGAAUAUUUUUGGGUAGAGGUUGUAACAAAAUAUUUGUAGUUUAGAAAAAGGUUCCAUCAUAUUUUCAAUUUAAGAAACAUAAGCUCCAGUAGCCAU
This is a messenger RNA of Sclerotinia trifoliorum, 1745 nucleotides long. NCBI's taxonomy places the organism in Eukaryota, Fungi, Ascomycota, Leotiomycetes, Helotiales, Sclerotiniaceae. The record is from the annotation of a GenBank genome assembly.